Messenger RNA from Humulus lupulus (European hop), 3551 nucleotides. RefSeq names its product glutamate receptor 3.3. The coding region runs from base 431 to 3271 and encodes 946 amino acids. Gene Ontology annotation, biological process: G protein-coupled receptor signaling pathway. Gene Ontology annotation, molecular function: G protein-coupled receptor activity; glutamate-gated receptor activity. Lineage: Eukaryota; Viridiplantae; Streptophyta; Magnoliopsida; Rosales; Cannabaceae. The record is from RefSeq and is a predicted model, not a curated record. Gene Ontology annotation, cellular component: plasma membrane. The transcript is spliced from 7 exons.
UACACACAUAUAUAUCUUUAUCUCCAACAAAGAAGCAUAUUUACGCUGUUACCUACUAAAAUUCCCAAUACCCACUUGUGUUUGGAGUUUGGAGCACGUGAUUUUCGGAUUCUUUGUUGUUUUUUGAGUGUUUUUAUCUGUAACAAUUGAGCAAGGGGACCAGGGGUUUUACCAUUUAUAGACCUUUUUCCCUUAAACCCACACCCCAUAUAUUUUUUCUCUGUCUCUCUUUCUGUUACUUUUUUCAGAUAGGGAAGGGAGGAAGGAAGAAGAUUGGGAUGGCUCCACUCAACUGCUUUUGGCUUUCUGUCAAGAAGGGUGAGGUUUUGGGGUUGACAUAUCGAAACACAUUAGAGGAGUAAUGGUCUGCGUAUUAGGAAAUCUUGUAUACUCAUGAAUCAAAUUCUGAACCAAUUUCGUCUUGGAGGAUAUGGAUCUGUGUCAUAUUGUAUCAGAAAGAAAAUUUUGUUGCCAGCUGAAGAUGAGGUUGAUUUGGUUUUUUCCACUUUUGUUUAUAUGCCUUGGGGAUUUUCCAUUUGGGCAUGGUAAAAAUGUUUCUACAAGGCCUGCUGUUGUGAAUAUCGGAGCUAUCUUCACUUUUGAUUCCACAAUAGGUCGAGUUGCCAAGAUUGCGAUUGAGGAAGCAGUGAAAGAUGUGAACUCAAAUUCCAGCAUUCUUCAAGGGACUAAACUUCUUGUAACCAUGCAAAACUCCAACUGCAGCGGGUUUCUUGGCAUGGUUGAAGCUUUGAAACUCAUGGAGAAAGAUAUCGUUGCCAUUAUUGGCCCGCAAUCAUCAGUUGUUGCACAUAUAGUAUCCCAUGUUGCAAAGGAACUUCAAGUUCCUUUAUUAUCCUUUGCAGCCACAGACCCAACUCUUACUUCCCUUCAGUUCCCAUUUUUUGUUAGGACAAUACAGAGUGAUUUGUAUCAAAUGACUGCAGUGGCUGAGGUAGUUGAUUACUAUGGUUGGAAGGAGGUAAUUACCAUUUUUAUAGAUGAUGAUUAUGGACGGAAUGGUAUCUCAGCUUUAGGUGAUCAACUUGCACAGAGACGCUGCAAAAUUUCCUACAAGGUGCCAAUUCCCCCAGGCUCUGAAGUUAGCCGGAGUGAAAUCCUGGAUCGUCUUGUAAAUGUUGCAUUGAUGGAAUCUCGAGUUAUAGUUCUUCAUGUAAAUCCAGAUUCGGGUUUCAUGGUUUUUAGAGUGGCACAAUAUCUUAAAAUGAUGGGAAAUGGGUUUGUAUGGAUAGCCACAGAUUGGCUUUCAUCUGUUUUGGAUUCUAGUUUUCCACUUCCCUCAGACAUCAUGCAGUCAAUGCAAGGAGUGCUUGUUUUGCGCCAUCACACACCCGAAUCAGAUAGAAAGAGAGCAUUUGCGUCUAGGUGGGCCAAGUUGACUGGCGGUUCACUGGGAUUAAGUUCUUAUGGACUUUAUGCUUAUGAUUCUGUAUGGUUGGUUGCUCAUGCUAUUGAUGCAUUUUUCAAUCAGGGUGGGGUUAUUUCAUUCUCUAAUGAUUCCAAGAUAAAAAAUUUAGAAGGUGGCGAACUUCGCCUUGAUGCAUUGAGUAUUUUUGAUGGUGGUAAUCUUCUUUUGAACAACAUAUUGCAUAGCAAUCUCAUUGGUUUGACAGGCCCCAUCAGGUUUGAUUCAGAUAGAUCUCUUGUUCUUCCUGCCUUUGAUGUUAUUAACGUGAUUGGAACUGGUUUUCGACGAAUUGGUUACUGGUCCAACUAUUCUGGUUUAUCAAUCAUUCCUCCAGAGACACUCUAUGAUAGGCCACCUAAUCGUUCAAUGGCAAACCAGAAGUUAUAUACUGUUAUCUGGCCAGGAGAGACAACGGUAAAGCCUCGUGGUUGGGUAUUCCCAAACAAUGGGAAACAACUAAGAAUUGGUGUGCCAAAUAGGGUCAGUUUCAAAGAAUUUGUGUCAAAAGUUCACGGAACUGAAAAUUUGUUUAAGGGUUUCUGCAUAGAUGUAUUUGUUGCUGCUGUGGGUUUAUUGCCUUAUGCAGUACCAUAUCGAUUUAUCCCAUUUGGAGAUGGCCAUGAAAAUCCAAGCUACACAGAACUUGUGACUAAGAUCACCACUGGUUUCUUUGAUGCUGCUGUUGGUGAUAUCGCAAUUGUCACAAACAGGACAAGGAUAGUAGAUUUUAGUCAGCCAUAUGUUGCAUCUGGCCUUGUUGUAGUAGCUCCAUUUAAAAAGUUGAACACUGGUGCCUGGGCGUUCCUGCGGCCAUUUAAUGGACUUAUGUGGGCUGUCACUGCAACCUUCUUCAUUGUUGUGGGAAUAGUUGUGUGGAUCCUGGAACAUAGGACGAACGAUGAGUUCAGGGGCCCUCCUAAAAGGCAGCUUAUAACCAUUCUCUGGUUUAGCCUCUCAACUAUGUUUUUUGCUCACAGAGAGAACACCGUGAGUACUCUUGGUCGUUUUGUGCUGAUUAUAUGGCUCUUUGUGGUUUUGAUCAUAAACUCGAGUUACACUGCGAGUUUGACAUCAAUCCUUACAGUACAGCAGCUAUUUUCUCCCAUUAAAGGGAUUGAAAGCUUGAAAUCCACUGACGAGCCAAUUGGGUAUCAAGUGGGAUCUUUUGCUGAACAUUACCUUAGUGAGGAGCUAAACAUACCUAAGUCUAGGCUUGUUCCCCUUGGUUCACCUGAAGCUUAUGCUAAAGCACUUCAGGAUGGUCCUAAGAAUGGAGGCGUGGCAGCUGUGGUUGAUGAACGCGCUUACAUUGAGCUCUUCCUCUCAACACAAUGCAAAUUUAGAGUUGUUGGCCAGGAGUUCACUAAAAGUGGCUGGGGUUUUGCAUUUCCAAGAGACUCUCCACUAGCCAUUGACAUGUCAACCGCGAUUCUCCAGCUAUCUGAAAAUGGCGACCUUCAAAGAAUCCAUGACAAGUGGUUGAUGAGAAGCGCUUGCCAAAUGGAAAGUGCUGAACUCGAAUCUGAUCAGCUUCAUCUCAAGAGCUUCUGGGGCCUCUUUCUUAUCUGUGGUGUUGCUUGCUUCCUUGCUCUUCUCAUAUACUUCUUCCAAAUUAUGAACAAACUAUGGCGUGGUUCUCCACCGGAUUCUGUUGCAGGCGGUUCAAGUGAUAUGAAAUCAGGGAGGCUUAGGCGGUUUAUAUCAUUGAUUGAUGAGAAGUCAGAGAACUCCAAUAAAAGGAGGAAAGUGGAGAGAUCAUUAUCUGAAAAUGAUAAGCGGAGGCAAUGGGGAGGUGAUCCACAAACAGAAAUAGCUAACAGAAAUAGCAUUCACAACAUCAAUUAACUUAUGUUACUUGUAAGGUAAUUGUUGAUCAGGUAGUGCUGAGUCAAAACUCUUACCAAUUCUAAUUGUUAAUAUUUUGUAUUUAUUUGGAAAAUAUAUACAUGUGUAUGUAUGCAGGAAAGUGGAAGAAACAUGAGAACAAUUUAUAUUCCAUUUCUUGCCUAAUACAUAAUUAAAUAUUAUAUAUAAAAAAUAAUAAUAGAUGCUUAUGUAAAGCUCAGAUUGAGUGAGUGUAUUAGAUAUUAUCAUAUAUGCUUAUGUUCAGCUCAUCUUCUUUUGC